GGCACGGCCGGCUGCGGAAGAUGGCCGAGUCGCCGGAGGAGGUGGCGGUGCUGGUACAGCGGGUGGUGAAAGACAUCCACAACGCCUUCAAGCGGAACCCCGACAUAGAUGAAAUUGGAUUAAUACCGUGUCCUGAAGCAAGAUACAACCGGAGCCCAAUAGUCCUGGUGGAAAACAAGCUUGGUGUGGAGAGCUGGUGUGUCAAGUUUCUUUUGCCAUAUGUCCACAACAAACUUCUACUCUACAGACAGAGAAAACAAUGGCUGAACAAAGAUGAGCUGAUAGAUACCACGUGUACGCUGUUGCUGCUGAAUCCAGACUUCACCACAGCCUGGAAUGUGAGGAAAGAAUUAAUACUUUCUGGCACUUUAAGUCCACUUAAAGAUUUACAUCUUGGAAAACUGGCGUUAACCAAGUUUCCAAAGAGUCCAGAAACGUGGAUUCAUAGACGAUGGGUGCUGCAGCAGCUAAUUCAGGAAGACUCCUUGCCUGCUCUUGUGAACAAAGGAAACCUGGGAGUAGCACCUGCAGAGAGAAUUCACCAAUUAGUGCAGGAGGAAAUGGGCAUCUGCUCUGAAGCUGCUGGGAGAUACCCAAGCAACUACAAUGCCUGGUCCCAUCGCAUCUGGGUUUUACAGCAUGUGGGAAAGCUGACUACCAAGGUUCUUCUUGAUGAACUUUCUUCCACUAAAUACUGGGUUUCUAUGCACGUCUCAGACCACAGUGGAUUUCAUUAUCGCCAGUUCUUACUCAAGUCCUUGAUAGGCAGAACUGUGAACGAUGAUAAUACACUGGUACAAAAUCAAAUGGGAAACGAGCAAAAUUCUAGUCUUCAAACGGAGGAGAAAUAUGAAGGAGCAGAAGCUGUUUGUGUGGAGGAACAGAGUGUGGAUAUCUCCCACUACUUAGAGGAGGAGUUGGAUUUCUGCACUGAUCUGAUUGACACUUAUCCGGGGCAUGAAACCUUGUGGUGUCAUAGGAGGCGUGUGUUCUACCUUCAGCACCACUUUAUCAACAAACUUCCUCUUCUGAGUGUGGUGGCCUCAUCUGUGGACAGCAGUGAUGAAACUUUGCAUAAUUCACACCCCAAUCCCACGACAAGCCACAUGGCACAAGCUAUGGAUGUUGAUGGUUUGAGUGAAUCCAGCAGCAAACAAGGUUAUACCCAAGAAACAAAACGCCUAAAGCGUGCUCCUAUGCAAGACUCUUUUGGCCCAGAAAUGGAAUACAGGUUUAUAGAUAAAGUUUUAUCAACUUGUAGAGACGUGGACCAAGCCAGGUUUGCUACUGCUUACAGGAAAUGGUUAGUUACUUUUUUAGGUCAGUGAAGGAAGAAUUUAAAGCCCUGAGAGUUCUUUUAGUGCAAUAUUCUUUUUUUCAGAUACAGCUGCAUGUCUUGGUUGCAAGUGUUCACUAACUGUGUGUUUCUCACUCUUUUACUGGUCAGUCCUAAAACUUAAAGAGUACAAGUCUAUCACAUUAUUUAUUAAAGAACAGGCAUAUCUUUUGUUAGCAAAUGCCAUUUGUUGUUCUUCCAUUUUUUUUAAGAAGUCACUGGUUUUCUAUCUAUGUCAGCUUUCUACCAUGCUGUUAUCUUUAUUUUUAAUUUCUGCAUUAAGAUGGACUCUGAAUGGUGUGGCUUUUAAGGAAAAGAAGGGGAAAGAAAAAAGUUGUCUGCUUUUGAAACAGUGUCUGGAAAAAGAAUAAGAGGAUCUGUCAGUGCCAGCUUAGCCUGGUUCCAGGUAGUUUCUCUUUGCUGUACUAGAUCUUUCUCAUACUUUAAAGGAUUCAGACUAUAUUCAGUGACUACUAUUACUUUUGUACUAGCUACCUUUGGUAGAAUGCCAGGCUGCAGAGUGUCUUCCUUAAAGAAGUAACAGCAUUGGAGCCAUGCCUUCCAUUAUUGUGACUAGGUUUUUGUUUCCUUAUAAGUUGUUAAAUGAGUUUGAUAAGAAAGUCUCUGAAGCUGAAAUUCUGAAAAGAAAAAUGAAGUAUUUUCUGUCACAAACAUGCAAACACAGUCAGAGCUAUAUUUGGAAAUAUUUUUCAUAGAGCAGACUUCUUUAACUUCUAAAUGUGUAUUUAUUUAUUUAUUUUACCUCAACAAUUCAGAAUUAAUGACACUUGAUAUGCUUUUCUGAAUGUAUUAUGUACACUACAGAAUCUCAGCCUGCUGUGUCACACACUGAUAACAUACGCUUCACCAACACGGUACAGGCCCUAUAGAUGGUCAGUGAAAAAAUUCUGCUGCCUGGUUAUUGAGACUAUACAGUUCAAAAAAGUACAGCAGGACGGGACUAUCUCUUUGCUUCUGUUCCUCUGCAGGGCUUCUGUGACUUCUUUCUUCACUGCACUUCUCCAACCAUACAACCUCUCUUUAUGUAACUAUAAAUUUUAAGGGGAUUCAAUACACAUUUCUAUUCCAGUGAAAGUAAACGUGAAUGGUUUUUUUUUGUCAUUUCCUUAGGAGUUGUCUUUAUAAGGGACUUCUAAGGGAGAAAGUGUUGUACAGCUUUAGAGGUUUGUACACUGGCAGCAUUACCCCUAUUCCAAACAGAGAAUAUUAACCAAGGGGAUGAAAUUUUCAAGCUAGAGUCUUUGCCAAAAUUGCUAUUUAUUUCUCCUGCCCAAAGUGCCUCCUCACCACAAUGAGUUUCAAGCUGCUGUUUCUGUUGGGCAGAGAGAAAGAACAAGAAAGUGGAAUUAAAAGACACGUAGCCUGCUCAAAAAAUUAUCACUUGAAAAGAAGAAAAGCACUUGAGACAUGUGGAAUUCCAACAGUGCUAAAUAAUUUGGUGGAUAAAGAUUACUCUUGCAUUUCAAAAUGAGAAUUGAUCAUCUCUAGUCUUAGAGAAGUUCAUAAUUCAUUUCAGCCGUGGAGUAGCAAACAGAAGUUUCUCAAUAUAUGCUCUUGUGUUUAUAAUACCUAGAUAAGACUGAUUUAGGCUGAAGGAUCUUCCUGGCAAAGCUUUGUUCUCCACGAGCAAUUACACCUGCCCCUGUACCUAGGUAUUUAUCAUCUAGCUGCUUGGGUUGCAUCUCGGUUGCUGGUUUUGAUUGCAGAAGAACGUAACUGAUGUGUGAAACAGGUGUGGGUAUGGCUUAAGAGGAUUAUUAUGUCACGAGGUGUUUUCUGUGUGAACACUGAAAAAUGAGUAGGUUCAAGUGCAAACUGGAGUCUGAACUGAAGAACUUAACUGGAGCAAAAAUUUACACCCAUCCCAGAGGACACUGUUUUGUGCAUUAAAGGUAUGUUAAGGCAUGUGCAGUAGCCUCAGUCAGCUUGAUUACAGACACCCCAUUAAUGAUUAGUAUGAGCUUGGAAAGCAUGACAUCUGGUGGCAGUCUGUUAAGGACCAUAUUCAUGGUCACUGAGAAGUUAGCGAGUAACUUAAUUGUAUUUUCUUUGUUUACCUUUGCAAAAAUUACGUCUUGGUAAGAAUAAUAAAAGCAAGCAGCAGAAGACUGGGAUGUGGGAGCAGGAUACAAAAUAUUUCUUGAACUGUGGAAGAAAUGCUUUCUUCUUGCUCUUGACUAAUUGAUAUUUUUAAAGGAACUUGCAAGAUUUAUGCUUUCUUAGAGCUAUGUCAUGGAGAUACUGUGCUAUUGAAUUUGACAACCUUUGUGACAUAAACUUAGAUCAAACUUAGUAUCAAACAGGUGCCCUCAAAUGCAUGUGUUCAGUUCCAGUUUUUGUCAGCAGCAGCAAGGUUUGAAUGUUUGCAGUAGUUGCAUUGCGCAUCCCUACUUGGAAAAUGUUCUGAGAAUGGUGAUCAUAGAUGUUGCCGGUAUUUUCAUUACUUGCAUAAAAAACAUCAGUGGCUGUAGUAUGAGGCCAGAGUUAGAAAACCUAUACCUGAUGGAAAUGCUCCCAAAUUUUUUAAUUGAAUGAAUUGCUGCUUUUAGAGGUGUUUUCAGACCAGACUUUCCCGCACAAAGAAUUAAACAAUAAAAAUGAUUUUAAUUGAAACAAGUCAUAUUUUCCAUUUUGAAAGACAUGCAAACUGUAAUCUGAUAUUUCAUUUUUAUUUUGAGUUAUAUUGAAGAAGAAAACAGGUAACUAAAUUAUUUCAGGCUGACAGUGUCCUGAAAUCUCUUACGUGAGGUGACUGAAAAGAUACUUCCAGCAGAUUGUAUUAAACUCAGAAUUGUAGGAUGUUCUAAAACUGUGAUCUUUGGAACAUACUGAUUCAGUAUUAGUUCAGAGUCUGUCUUGGACACGACUUAAAAGAAAGAAGUGUGGUUCAGGACAUUGGUAGUUAACAUAUAUAGAUGUUGCUGAGUACAGAUUAUGUAAAGUGUUUAAUGCACUUUCUGUUUCAGAGGUUAGGAUAUUUUCAUGUAGUCAGCAAACAUUCUCAUGGAGAAAAUGUCCAACAGAAGCUGCAGAAUAUAAAGUGUUGAUUCUCUGUAAGUUCCUUCAGUUAGAAAAUCAAUUGUGUACAGUCUUUAAGCAUCUUCUUACAAAGUUCAGCAUCUUUACUCAUUUUUUUUUCCCACUGUAAUAUGUGCUUUACAUUGAUGCAAAUUCUUUUUGCUCACUGGAUUAACUCUUGUAGAAAUUUUUUUCUGCUAGAAGAAAAGGUUUUGAGGAACAAAUGUAAUUUGAAACUACGGAAAUUAGAAUGGAUGUAAUAAUGGGUUGAAUUCUCUGCUGCUACUACAUUAGCUAUUAUUUUACUGGCUUUUAUUAUCUUGUGCACUGCAAUCACUGGAACAACACAUGCAGCAUUAGACAUAACUUCAGUAAAGCUAUAUGAAGUUAAUGUUAGAACACAUCACUAUAGCUGCUCAGAUUAGUAUUUGUUAAUCUCCUCCUACCUGAUUAUUAGUGUUUUGUUGACUUAUUACACAUUCUUUAUACAGUCAAAUUCUUGUGACAUUUAAAUAUGGAGAAAAGUAAAUUGCUAAUUUAUGCUAUUUAAUUAGCUUGUUUUAAGAUAAAUAAGCAAAGUAACAUAGUAAGGAAGCUUAGAAUCUGUUUUACGAUCAGAAUUUCAGCACUUCCAGUUUGUGCUAGUCCUACUUUAUUAGAAUAUGUAGCUAGAAUCUGUGGGCAGGAGUGAAUUUUUUACUAAGCAUAUAAUUUCUAAACAGUACUGUGUAGUACUGUUGAUGAGCAGAAAUGAAGGGUAUUAGAGAGCUUGUCUGCCUAGGCAGACUCCGCAAGCAUUCUUCAGAAUGGCAAAUACUACAAUGCAUAAAAUGUGACUACUACAGAAUAAUGUAAGCAGUGAGUCUUCAGAGACAUGAUGAUUGAAUUUUUGUACAAGAUUCUGAGGGUUUUUUUGCUGUCUUGCCUUCUGUGAGGGAAUAAUGUUCUUUGGGGUUGGGGGUUUGUAUCCAAUGGGAAGCAAGUCUUUGCACUGUAGUGUGGGGAUUUAAAAAAAAAAAACAAUUGUUGGGCAGUUUUGGAAAACAAGCAGUGAAGUGGAAUGUAGAUGUGAUUUUUUUUAUAUGUUUGUCUUGUUCUGGGGAUAAAAGUUCUUCACUGUUAGAACUUUUUUUUUUAAUGUUGUAUCAAGGAAAGAAGAUAAAUCACCUGUUCUUAAAUGCACUUAAUGGUCAAGUUAGCUUCACAGGAAAGUCAGUGUCCCUGGCUAUGAUGAUUUUUCUUCGUUUUUCCCAUGUGUUCAGAGUGUGCUUCCUCCCAAACUUUUUGUCUGUUCUUCCAACCAGCAAAAGAAGAAUGUAGCAAAGGAGUAGUGAGGUGGCCUCAUUUCAUGUUUAGAUAACUCCUACCUCCCGAAAGGUUCUUCCUGUUAUUGCCCGUAUGGGGAGUUUGUCAUGCUCAGCUUUUUUUGAAGCCUCAUGCUGGGCCUAGAUCUUUCAGUGGUGGAAAGCAAGAGCUUUACCUACAGAGCCAUCUAGUUUCCUGGAAGAGUUUAAAGCAGGACAGAAGACAAGGAAAAAAAAAAAAAAAAAGUUUAAAAAAAAAAAAAGCUUCAAGCUGUUGUUGUUGGGAAAACUGCCAUAAACUUUUGUUGAUCUUUUCCUCUGAAAAAGCAGUGUGUUACUACAAAAUGGGGGAAAUGUGUGCUUCCAAGAAAUUCCCUGUAGACAAUUGAUGUUUCUGAAGUAUAAACCUAACCCUUUUAGUGGCGUUUAUUUAGUGCGUAACGUUCCUUCUCAGGGCAUAGUCAAUCAUAGUGAAUUAGGGUACAAUUUUAGAGUUUAUAAUUAUUGAUUUAAAAAGAAAACAUAAUUGCUAAACAUGUAAUAACUGACUUAACAUUUUUUGUCUAGCAUAGUGUUUUAUGUCUACCACACGCUAAUACUGUACCUUAGCAUCUCAUCUGCAUUAUUUUUUAUUCUGUAUCUUAAAUUACUGUUGCAGUCUUGCAGGCAGUUGCUGGGUUUCUCUAUGCUUCCUAGUACGAUUCAGUAAGCUACUCAGUAUCUCACAAGAGCAUAGUUGAAAUAACGGGGAUGCUUUUUACUCCUGUC
This is a messenger RNA of Centrocercus urophasianus (Greater sage-grouse), 6447 nucleotides long. It is a transcript of the gene PTAR1, whose product is annotated as protein prenyltransferase alpha subunit repeat containing 1. Gene Ontology annotation, biological process: protein prenylation. The record is from RefSeq and is a predicted model, not a curated record. The transcript is spliced from 7 exons. Gene Ontology annotation, molecular function: protein prenyltransferase activity. Lineage: Eukaryota; Metazoa; Chordata; Aves; Galliformes; Phasianidae. Bases 21 to 1328 code for a protein of 435 amino acids. Gene Ontology annotation, cellular component: cytoplasm.